This is a messenger RNA of Helianthus annuus (common sunflower), 500 nucleotides long. Its product is annotated as protein RADIALIS-like 1. Lineage: Eukaryota; Viridiplantae; Streptophyta; Magnoliopsida; Asterales; Asteraceae. The transcript has a single exon. Gene Ontology annotation, molecular function: DNA-binding transcription factor activity. Bases 71 to 310 code for a protein of 79 amino acids. The record is from RefSeq and is a predicted model, not a curated record.
ACCAUCCCUUGACUUCACUUCACUUCACUUGAGUUCACUUCUUCUUUGACUUCAGUCUCCUAAUUACUAAAUGGCAUCAAGCUCCAUGUAUUCAAGUAGCUCCACUUCCACUUGGACCCCCCAACAGAACAAACUGUUUGAGCGAGCGCUAGCAGUGUUUGAUCGCGACACCCCUGAUCGGUGGCAGAAGAUCGCAAGGGCAGUGGGCGGUAAAACCGCAGAAGAAGUGAAGAGACACUAUGAAGUGCUGAUUGAAGACCUCAGGCAUAUAGAGUCUGGCAAUGUUCCCUUUCCCAACUACAGACGUUAGUCUGGCAACAGUGAGUUAAAUUAAUAAUAAUGUGAUCCAGUCGUUGAUCACUAAAUACAAGAUUUAUUAUAUUCAGGGCAUACAUACCUACUUGUAAUGUCCUCUUGAUUUCAUAUACUAUAUGCAUUGUAAUGUUGUUAAAUCUCAUCAUUAAUUAUAAGCUUUAAUUCAAUGUCAAAAUUUAUAUAAA